Messenger RNA from Dujonia railenensis, 408 nucleotides. The record is from the annotation of a GenBank genome assembly. Lineage: Eukaryota; Fungi; Ascomycota; Pichiomycetes; Serinales; Debaryomycetaceae.
AUGAGGAGUCCAGAGUACCUGCUAAGCAUUCCUUUUUUAACUCAAUUGAAGUCUAGUUAUACUCUGAAUACAAUGUUUGGCCUCUCUGGCUUCAAAUUUACCUAUUUCUCUCUUUUUCUGCCGUUGUCUUCAUUUUCUCUGACCAGUCUUACCCUACGAAUCUCCAGAUCAGUCUACCGCCCAUACCAAUUCUGCACCAUUUUUCACCAUACAAAAUUUCUGGUUCAAAAAAUUUUCCUUUCCGAAUCGGGUCGUGUACAUCCCAAAUACUUGGGCUACAUUUUUACUUACUCAACUUCGGUCGUUGCAUACUGGCAAGCAAGGUUGAAGCAGCUAACUCCACACAUUAUAAGGGAACCUGUUGCUAUUAUUCUAUAUAAUCUGUAUAACAGGCGUCUGAAAUCCUAG